AGGAGUGCUGGUUGGAAAGCCUGGAGAACGUGAAUGGUUGGUGAGCCGCGUCGUGCGUUUUGGUGCGGUGAUGUCCUCGGGGGCGCACGGUGCGUAAAGACAAGCUCCACCGCAGAAAAUGUGGGAAUUGCGCUUUUUACGAAUUCACUGCUCAUUUUCCUCCUAGAGACAGAGAGCAGAAAGAGAGAGUCACGGGACACUCAUCUAUUUUUAACACCCAGCAACUACCCAAACACGCCGAUGCCCAGAAGAUGGACCCUCUCUACAACGGCACCGACGUUAACGCCACCAACGGGACAAACGUGUCCGUGAACUGCAGCGACGGCUUCAACCAGUUCAUCCAGCCGGUGUGGCAGAUCACACUCUGGGCUGUCGCCUAUUGCAGCAUCGUUGCGGUGUCUGUGGUUGGUAACAUGGUGGUUAUCUGGAUUAUUCUGGCGCACAAACGCAUGAGGACGGUCACCAAUUACUUUCUGGUGAACCUGGCCUUUGCUGAAGCUGGGAUGUCAGCAUUCAACACAGUGAUCAACUUCACCUACGCCGUUCACAACGAGUGGUACUUUGGUUUGGUUUACUGCCGCUUCCACAACUUCUUCCCCAUCGCCGCCAUAUUUGCCAGCAUUUACUCCAUGACGGCCAUAGCUCUGGACAGAUACAUGGCGAUCAUCCAUCCCCUGCAGCAGAGGCUGACGUCCACAGAGACCCGUGUGGUGAUCUUUGUGAUCUGGAUGCUGGCUCUGCUUCUAGCCUUCCCUCAGUACUACUACUCGGAAACCGCCCUGCUGCCUGGACGCACAGUCUGCUACAUAGACUGGCCCGAAUACACCACUGUGGACUUCAAGAAGAUAUACUACGUGUGCGUGACACUGCUGAUCUACUUCCUGCCCCUUUGCAUUAUGGGAUGUGCAUACACUACCGUGGGCGUCACCCUCUGGGCGAGUGAGAUCCCCGGGGACUCCUCUGACCACUACAAAGAACAGCUCAUUGCUAAACGCAAGGUGGUGAAGAUGAUGAUCGUGGUUGUGUGUACGUUCGCUGUCUGCUGGCUGCCCUAUCACGUCUACUUCUUGCUGCACCAGUUCUUUCCCGAUCUGUUCGAGCAGCGCUACAUCCAACAGGUCUACCUGGCGAUCAUGUGGCUGGCCAUGAGCUCCACCAUGUACAACCCAAUCAUCUACUACUGCCUCAACAGCAGGUUCAGAGCAGGUUUCCAGCAGGUGUUUUGCUGCUGCGCUCCCACAGUCGCCAAGGAGGAGUUAGAGCUCAAAUCACCGCGCUACCUGCAGACACAGGUGAGCAUAUAUCGAGCCAGUCGGAUGGAGACCGUUGUGUCCACUGCAGUUCAUCCUGCAGCGGCGGAGCACAAGAGGGCCCAGCUGCCGUCCUGCGUCCCUCACGCCCAGCCUUGUGUGGAGGUCACAUCCAACGGCUCAGGCUCGGAGACGUUAACAAAGAGCCCCAAUAGUCCUUCGCAGUAGAGUAAACACCAUCAGGUGGCGUGGGAACAAAGUGUCGAUGGGCGACGAGCAGUCAGCAGUCGGCUCGCUCUCACUGUACCGAAGAGGAAGUCGUGCUCAGACGCUCAGUUGUUCCGGUCGAGUGCAUUAUAUAGCCUGUGAUAUGUUGUUCUAGCCAGACAAGUGCAUUAAUACCUAAAGGAUGUCUACAUUGUCUGUGGGAGACCAGUGGUGGAAAGUAACAACUUAAGUACAUUUACACAAGCACUGUACUUGAAGGUACUUCAAGUACAAGUAUUUCCAUUUUAUGCCACUUUGUGCUUUUACUUCUACAUUUUGGAAGGGAAAUAUUCUACUUUUUACUUCACUACAUUUAUUUGACAGCUAUCAUACACACCUGUUAGAAAAACCAGUGUCUUGUAGUUUGAAUCAUUUAGUCAAAAGUAAAAAUGAUCAAUCACUAACUCUGCUUUGGUGGAAAUAAAUCCUUAAUUCACUGACGUAGAUGAUAAAAACAGCAGUUUCAGUCAGAGCAGACCGGCUGUGGAA
Molecule: messenger RNA, 2006 nt
Organism: Morone saxatilis (striped sea-bass)
Lineage: Eukaryota; Metazoa; Chordata; Actinopteri; Moronidae
Gene: tacr1b
Product: tachykinin receptor 1b
Exons: 7
Coding region: 252-1478 (408 amino acids)
Biological process (GO): positive regulation of flagellated sperm motility; G protein-coupled receptor signaling pathway
Cellular component (GO): plasma membrane; sperm midpiece
Molecular function (GO): substance P receptor activity
Source: RefSeq, a predicted model, not a curated record